Messenger RNA from Durusdinium trenchii, 3531 nucleotides. The record is from the annotation of a GenBank genome assembly. NCBI's taxonomy places the organism in Eukaryota, Dinophyceae, Suessiales, Symbiodiniaceae.
CCCCAACGCCCAAAAACCGAAGCCAAAACCACGAAAGCACGUUCUCUCGCACCUCGGCGAACCUCAUUCGCUCGCGCGGCUGGCUCAUUCAUACCGCCCUCCGCGGCUCGUCCGCGCUUGUCUCGGCUCAGCAUGUUUCCCAUCCUUUGCUGCUCCGGCCCGUCCGCCGCGGACGACGGCGACCUGACGAUGGACGAGGACUUCGUGCCGCCGGACCGGGAGCCGCUGCGUUCGGAGCGGCGGUCCGAGCUCGUGGAGGUGGAACGCCUUCUGACGGACAUGGAAAGUCGCUUGUCCACCCAUAUCAACCUGGUGCACAAAGAGGUGUGCGACUUGAAAGUCGCCGAGCAGGCGGUGGGAGGUCUCCCCACCGACGUGAGCCACGUGACCCACGCCAAGAGCGAUGACGCGCCAAUGCCCGGGCGGAGCUCCCACUUCUACCGCGCACGAGUCCCGGAUCACUUCCGACAGCUGGUGAGCGACAGCUUGCGCUCGCCCCAGCGCGCCGGACGCGGCGGCAACCUGGGCGGACCCUCCUCGCGCUCGGCUGGCUCCAGCUUCCAGUGGGAUAGCUUCCGGCUCUCACCACCGCAGCUCUCCUCUUGCGCGGCUUUUUGUGAGAUCAUGAUCCUCACCUUGGUGAUCGCUUACUCCAUCCUGAUGGGUCUUUCUCUACAGCAGUUGAGCUCCACCGGCGAAGCACCGGCCUGGGCCUACCCCGUCGAUCUCACUUUCAACGUGCUCUUCGUGAUCGACGUGGCGUUUCGCUGCUUUUUGGAAGGUCGUCGCUUCUUCUGUGGCCCUGGCGCUCGAUGGAACAUCGUCGAUUCCUGCGUGGUGUUCUUCAUCGUUUUGUCGCAGCUGCUCAGCGAUUUGGGCUAUCCAGAUCUGGGAAGCAUUUCGGUGCUCCGACUACUUCGGAUUCUUCGAAUCUUGGGCGUCGCCCGGCUCCUGCGCUUCUUCUGCCGCUGGCGCGCCUUCCGUUACCUCCGGACGCUGGCGGCGUCGCUGGUGGAGACCUCCAAGUGCAUGCUGCCGCUCAUGGCCUUUGUGCUCGCCAUCGUUUACCUCUUUGGAAUGGUCUUGACCGAAGGGAUCUGGGAGGUUUGUCGCUCUGAAAUGGUCCCGGACGAUGUGCUGUGCGCGAAGUUCGGCACGCUGAAUGCCUCGAUGAUGACCUUGUUCCAAAUCCUCUACCACGGUAUACUGUGGGGUCCAGUGUGGGAUGCCUUUGGCGUGGAAAUGGCAGCCAGUUGGUUCCUCCAAAGCAUUUUCCUGCUCUUCGUGUGCUUCGCGCUGAUUGUGGUGUCCAACGUCCUGGCCAGCUUCCUCUUCACCUUGCAGAAGCAAGUUGGAGAUAAGGAGAGGGAUACCUUGAUUCAGAACGAGAUCGAGUCCAAAGAGGAAUUCUUACGUUCCAUGGCGUUGGUGUUUCGAGACUUCGAUCAAAACAGCAAUGGCGCCAUCUCAUGGACGGAGUUCGAGUUGGCGCUGGAGGAUGAACGGAUGUUGGCCUUCUUGGCCUCCAUGGGCUUGGACAUCUCCGAUGCCAUCGGACUCUUCGAAGUCUUGGAUUCGGAUUCCACUGGUGCCAUCGAACAGAUGGAGUUCCUUCUGGGCUGCUUACGUCUCAGAGGCGGUGCAAAAGCUGUGGACCUGGUCCGCGUGCAAAUGGAGCAAGAAUGGGUGCAUCGUGCCAUGUUGCAAGUCCGUCAAACGCUGGGCGAGAUGGGCAAGCUCCUGCAGAAGAUUCAGAAGACGCAGGCGGGGACCCCCUUUGGCCCGUCCAAGUCCGAUGUGAUGAGCAACUUCAUCAGUGACUCGAAGGCGCCCACGGACUCCUAUAACUUCAUGCAGUCCACACCGUUACCCACGCCCAAGACCAAGCACCGCACGCAGCUCUUGCCCCACGAGCGGGCCGUGACGUUGCAAGAGUUGGAGCUCAUCGCGGGCACCACGGACUGCUGCAGACGUGAAGGCUGGAUGGCAGAUGGCAAGCUCCUCCAGCCGCACGAGGUGAACUUAUAUCAUUUCAACUACGAACACAUCCUGCCCCAAACAGCUCCUGACAGUGGGAUCUUACUGAAGUCUAUGAAGGUGGAGUCUCCGGUUCAGCUGGGCGACAUCAUCGUGCAAUGCGACGCGGAGGGCGAGACCAAAAGGCCCCCGCAGGCAUGCGGCACGGUGCUGAGGGUGGAGAAGCAGGCGGAAAACCUGCUCACUCUGGCCGUCAAGAUACACAAGGGCCGCUUCACGACCUCUGCCCUGGAUGGGCUCAUUCGCAUCGGUGGGCGAGAGCCGUGCGGCGUUCCCAAGGAGAUCAGCUCUGAGGGCUCGAUUAGCUACAAGGAGCUACUCUCAUCGGUGGCACGAUUACCAGCUUGGUACUGCUCUCAUUGGUGGGGCGAACCCAUCCGUUCCUUCGUAUCCUGCUGCAAGCGGCACGGCUACUUGCGGGGCUUGACGCUGCAUGGCAGUGGCACGUACUGGGUCUGUGGCUAUGCGAAUCGCCAGCAUGAGCUACAACAAGAGAUCGGCAGCGACUUGAAGGACUCUUCCUUUUACCAAGCUUUGCAGGUGGCAGAUGGGAUCUUGUUGAUCCUCGAUCAAGAGGCCAAGCCGUUUUCGAGGAUUUGGUGCGACUACGAGCUCUACGCCGCGAUCACGGACCCCGCGAAGGACUUCGACCUGGUGACGGCCACCGAGGGCGUGGCCUUGGGUCCCCAAGCGCUGAUGCUCAGCAAGAAUUUGCUGCCACAGGAGUCCGCGGUGGCCAAAUCCGUUCGCGAGCAGAACUUCCCCAUCUCCUUCCUCCUGCGUGGACUGUCCGUGCGCUUGGAGGAUGGCGAGGCCACCGUCGAGGCGGACAAAAUGAAGAUCUUGAGUGCAAUGGCUGGAGGGAACUUGAAUAGCUCGCGCGGGCAAAUGCUCUUGGAGAAGAACCUGAAGCAUGCGAACGAUACACUGCAUUCCACGCUCGCCGUGUUAGCAUGGCCCCAAGCCAUGCAGCGGGGGCUCUUGGGUGAGAUGAAGCUGGCGGAGGCCUUGUCAGCAGAUGUGGGCCGAGAGCGCUUGGAGCUGAGCCUGGCGCAUUUCGAGGCCAGUUGCACAGACGCCGCCAUGAAGGUCCUGGCGACGGGGCUUCCGCCGAAUCUCCAGGAACUGCGCUUGAGCUUCGAAGGAUGUAAUCGCAUCACUGAUGCUGGUGUUUCAGCCCUGGUGAGACACCUGAACCCGAAGCUGAAGCUCCUCUACUUGGACUUCAUCGGCUGCGCCCUUCUCACCGACUCGGCGAUCCUCUCCCUGGCCAAGCAUUUGCCCAGCACUUUGAUCGAACUCCAAGUCCAUGUGGCGGGCUGCGAGGGUGUGGGCACGGCCGCCGUGCAGCAUUUGAAGCAACACUGGCCCGCCAGUCUGCAUCAGUUCCGUGGGUCCUUCAAAGGCACGGCGGUGAACCGGAAUUUCCGGAACUUCCAAGAGCUCCAAAGCUUUUGGACCUGAUGGAUCGAGGGGGCCGGAAAAAAAUGGGCC